Molecule: messenger RNA, 1749 nt
Organism: Puma concolor (puma)
Lineage: Eukaryota; Metazoa; Chordata; Mammalia; Carnivora; Felidae
Source: RefSeq, a predicted model, not a curated record
AUGUGGGGACAGGGGUGCAAUGGUGCCGUGGAGGUAGGAUGGCACUUCUUCGGCCGGCUGGCCGGAGAAGCCCCUCGGCGGACGUUGUUGCUCAUGCAGAGUCCUCCCAAAGGAAGGCAGAGAAAGCCGCGGCCGCUGGACCCCAGCGAGGGCUCCAAGGACACAGACAGUUCAGCUGGGCGGCGGGGCAGCGCGGGCAGAAGACAUGGGCGCUGGCGGGGUCGCGCUGAGAGCCCCGGCAUGCCCGUGGCCAAGGUGGUACGGGCCGUAACCAGCCGGCACAGAGCCAACCGCCGGGUCCCGCCAGCCCCACCCCCGGAGGCCCCAGGCCGCCAGAACCUCAGUGGGGCAGCAGCCGGGGAGGCGCUGGUCGGGGCAGCUGGCUUCCCGCCACACGGAGACACGGGGAGCGUGGAGGGCGCCUCCCAGCCCACGGACAACGGCUUCACCCCCAAGUGUGAGAUUGUGGGCAAGGACGCGCUGUCUGCCCUGGCCCGGGCCAGCUCCAAGCAGUGCCAGCAGGAGAUCGCCAACGUGGUGUGCCUGCACCAGGCCGGGAGCCUCAUGCCCAAGGCUGUGCCCCGGCACUGCCAGCUGGCUGGGAAGAUGAGCCCCGGCAUCCAGUGGGACGAAGUCCGGGCCCAGCAGCCCGUGGACGGCCCCCCGGUCCGAAUCGCCUACAUGCUGGUGGUUCACGGCCGUGCCAUCCGCCAGCUAAAGCGUCUCCUCAAGGCUGUCUACCACGAGCAGCAUUUCUUUUACAUCCACGUAGACAAGUUCUUCCACACGGUGCUGGAGAACAGCCCAGCCUGCCAGAGCCUCGUGGACAACAACCUGCGGGUCACCAACUGGAACCGCAGGCUGGGCUGCAAGUGCCAGUACAAGCACAUCGUGGACUGGUGCGGCUGCUCCCCCAACGACUUCAAGCCACAGGACUUCCUUCGGCUGCAGCAAGUCUCCAGACCCACCUUCUUCGCCCGGAAGUUUGAGUCGACUGUGAACCAGGAGGUACUGGAAAUCCUGGACUUCCACCUGUAUGGCAGCUACCCCCCGGGCACGCCGGCCCUCAAGGCCUACUGGGAGAACACGUACGACGCGGCCGACGGCCCCAGUGGGCUCAGCGAUGUGAUGCUCACCGCUUACAACGCCUUUGUCCGCCUCAGCCUGCGCCAUGCUGCCGCCGCUGCACCCCCGCUGGCCACCCCCCUCUGCAGGUUUGAGCCCAGGGGCUUGCCGUCCAGCGUGCACCUGUAUUUCUAUGACGACCAUUUCCAGGGCUACCUGGUGACGCAGCCGGUGCAACCCUCAGCCCAGGGGCCGGCAGAGACGCUUGAGAUGUGGCUGAUGCCCCAGGGGUCGCUGAAGCUGUUGGGGCGCAGUGACCAGGCCAGCCGGCUCCAGAGUUUGGAGGUCGGCACCGAGUGGGACCCCAAGGAGCGUCUUUUCCGGAACUUUGGGGGGUUGCUGGGGCCACUGGACGAGCCUGUGGCCAUGCAGCGCUGGGCCCGGGGCCCCAACCUCACGGCCACCGUGGUGUGGAUUGACCCCACCUACGUGGUGGCCACAUCUUACGACAUCGCGGUAGACGCGGACACCGAGGUCACACAGUACAAGCCCCCGCUGAGCCGGCCCCUGCGACCAGGGGCCUGGACUGUUCGACUGCUUCAAUUCUGGGAACCCCUGGGCGAGACCCGCUUCCUCGUGCUGCCCUUGACCUUCAACCGCAAACUACCUCUCAGGAAAGGGUGA